Lactuca sativa (garden lettuce) is the source of this 1178-nucleotide messenger RNA. Its product is annotated as protein COFACTOR ASSEMBLY OF COMPLEX C SUBUNIT B CCB2, chloroplastic. The record is from RefSeq and is a predicted model, not a curated record. NCBI's taxonomy places the organism in Eukaryota, Viridiplantae, Streptophyta, Magnoliopsida, Asterales, Asteraceae. Gene Ontology annotation, biological process: cytochrome b6f complex assembly.
GGAACCGGUUUUUUUAUGGAUCCGAUGACCGAUUCCACAAAUAAUCAAAUUUCGGUUUCCAGAUUUUCCGGAUCCGUUUGGGUCGGGUCUAGACCCGUGUACAUCGUCUACAACACAACAGUUUGCGCACCCGCACGCAGUCAUCAGUCCUCAACCCUCAAAAUGAACCAUAGCUGUACCCUGUUCCUUAUUCCCUCCACUCUUUGCUCCAAUUUCGCACCCAAAUUCAAUGGCCUCAACACCUUCAAGAUUGUCACCAACACAAGGAAAUCAUCCAAAAUAAGCUGCUCUGGCGCCGACAAUUCUCAAAAUCAACAGCAACAACUCAAUCUAUCUGUUCUUCGCUUCACGUUAGGAAUUCCUGGAUUGGAUGAAUCGUAUUUACCCAGAUGGAUUGGCUAUACAUUUGGAUCUCUUCUGAUUUUGAAUCACUUCCUGGGUUCGAAUUCAACCACCGUGACGCCGGCCCAGCUUAGAACGGAGUUACUUGGUCUUUCUUUGGCAGCAUUCUCCGUCAUGCUUCCCUACAUUGGGCAGUUUCUGAAGGGUGCUACUCCAGUGAUUCAAGCAAACAUCCCUGAAGGCGCUGAGCAAAUCUUUGCAAUGUCUCAGCAUAUAUCUGAAACCAUGAAAGAGGAUUUAGCCUGGGGAUCCUACACACUAUUACGUAACACAAACACCAUUUCUGUGCUUAUAUCUAUCCAAGAUGUGAUAUGCGUACGUGGCUAUUGGAACACACCCAAAACCAUGAAUUUAUCAAAAGAACAAGCUGUUGAAUGGUUUAAGGAACAAAUACAACGUAUUGGCCUCUUUAAUUUGACAGAUACCCUUUACUUUCCUCAAAGAUCAGAUUCUGAGCUCUGGGACAUGCUUCCUGAAGAGACACGUUCUGUAUUGGUUUUGCCUGUGCUUAAAGGGAACAACUCUAAAGACGAGGUUACAGGGUUUGUGUUGUUGGCAUCAAGCAUUACUUAUGCAUAUAACGAUAAAGAUAGAGCCUGGAUAUCAGCCAUUGCUAAAAAGUUUUGAGGGAUUGAGGAGAAGUUUUUUUGUAUCUGGGGAGUGUGUUUUGAAAGUGAUUAGUGGAUAAUCAGCUGUAAAAACAAUGUAUAGUAGGAUAUACUUAUUUUAGGUUGAAUGAAAUAAUAAAUAAAAGAGUAUACAAGUAAUGAAGUAAA